AUGGUCGCCAUCACGGAGCUGCUGACGCAGCCAUGGACAAUUGUUUUCCUCGUCGUUUCACUCCUUCAGAUCUACCACAAGCUUACUGCCAAGUCAAAGAUACCCGAUGGCGUGCCAUGGGUAGGCAGAGACUCCAGUAGGUGGUUCGCUGGUACGCGGGCGAGCUUGUCAAGCUUCGGAGAUACCCAGCAGCUGCUCGCUCAAGGGUACCAAAAGCUUCAGUAUCUUGAGAAUGGCAUCUCUUACUUGAUGCCAAACCCUACCGGAAAGCCCGAUCUCAUAGUGCCUCCUUCUCAAUUGCACUGGGCAAUCGAGCAGCCAGACGAUGUCCUAAGUGCUGCCGCCUUUCAUUACGACAUACUGGGGGAAGACUAUGCUUUCAGCCAUCCAAAGAUCUUGCGAGAUCCUUAUCACGAGCAUACUAUCCAUAAGUAUCUUCCGAGGCGACUUCCUGGCUUCAUUCCGGAUAUUCAAGAUGAAGUAGCCGCCGCCUUUGACAAAUCCUGGGGCACAGACGAGGGGAACUGGAAGGAGAUCUCAGUUUUUGAUGCAAACCUGUUCAUGAUCUCGCGUGUUGUGAAUCGUAUGAUCAUUGGACAUCCACUUUGUCGAAACGAGGAGUUUCUCUCGAAUAUGCGAUCAUAUUCAAUGGGCAUUCAGAUGAUCAGUAUGAUCAUUACCUACACGCCUAAACUGCUCAAGCCUUUAGUGGGAAGACUCGCUGCACUACGUGCAAAGGCUUACUACAACGCGAUGGCGAAAUUCAUUAUCCCGAUCGUGACGGAGAGACUAGCCAAUCUCGAGAAGAAAGAACAGGAUCCAGCUUUUGAUUGGGAACCACCCAAUGAUUUCAUUUCUUGGCACAUUGCUGGGGCAAAGGCUGACGGCCGCCACGAUGAGCUGACAGUGAACAUGCUGUCUCGACGAAUCAUGCCCAUUGAAUUUGCAUCCAUACAUACGACAACCAUCGCAGUCACGCAUUGCAUGUUUGAUCUUCUUUCGUCAGAAGAUUGCUCCACCUUUCUUGAGGGAAUUCGUGAACAGUCGACUUCUCUGUUAUCGAGCAACGAUGGCCAGUGGGCAAAAGCGAAUCUAGCGCACGCAAGUCGAGCCGACUCAGCCUUUCGCGAGAGCCUACGCAUCAGUAGCUUUAUGACACGUAGUGUUGCAAGAAAGGUUGUGUCAAAGCAGGGACUUCAAAAUCCUGCUGAAGGCUGGACCGCUCCCUAUGGCACAAUCAUGAGCUUCGAUCUGUAUGACGUUCAUCGUGACCCCAGGUUCUACCCACAGCCAAAUAUCUAUGACGCUUUUCGUUUCUCACGGCAAAGUGAAAUCCAAGCGAACGCGAGUGCUAAUGGUUCUACGGGCCAAGGUGAAGCUAAGGAAGGCUCACGACCUGAACGGAAGAAUCUCGGCCUGAUCACACUUUCCGACACAUUUCUGACUUUUGGUCUUGGAAGGCACGCUUGUCCAGGAAGAUUCUUUAUUUCUGCAGAAGCCAAGAUUAUGCUAGCUUACAUGGUCAUGAACUAUGAAAUUAAGACCUUCCCAACCAGGCCUGCGGAUCGGCAUCUGAGCUCAAUCAUCUUACCGUCUUCGACUGCAAAAAUUCGAGUCCGCAGGAGAGCAGGCACUGGCAAGGCUCACUGA
Messenger RNA from Bacidia gigantensis, 1650 nucleotides. RefSeq lists its product as uncharacterized. The coding region runs from base 1 to 1650 and encodes 549 amino acids. Gene Ontology annotation, molecular function: oxidoreductase activity, acting on paired donors, with incorporation or reduction of molecular oxygen; iron ion binding; monooxygenase activity. The transcript has 2 exons. NCBI's taxonomy places the organism in Eukaryota, Fungi, Ascomycota, Lecanoromycetes, Lecanorales, Ramalinaceae. The record is from RefSeq and is a predicted model, not a curated record.